AUGUUCAUAUGCCAGCCAAGACCAGAUCAACAUCCAACUAAUUUUCUUGCAUUUUGUCCCCACUCUCCACCCUAAAAACAGAAAAAUAGAACCUGCUACACCCAAUUAGUAAACCCUCCUCCUCCUCUCUCUCUCUAAACCACUUUACUCUCUCUCUCUACUGAUAAUGUAAAACCCCAAAAAGUUAAGCUUUGAUUCCACAUAUUCUUUUAAUUCAUGGCUGCUUCUUCUUCUUCAAGCUUUCUCUUUUGUCUCCUAUUCAUCUACAUUGCCACCUUCACUUUUGCUGAAGAUCCCACCGUUUCUUACAAAUUUGAACUUUCUUACAUUACCGCUUCACCUCUUGGUGUCCCCCAACAGGUUAUCGCUAUCAAUGGGAAAUUUCCGGGCCCUACGAUUAAUUCGACUACUAACAACAAUGUUGUUGUGAAUGUGAGGAACAAAUUAGAUGAAGAGGUCCUCAUUACUUGGGCUGGUGUACAGCAAAAGAGGAGCUCUUGGCAAGACGGUGUUCUUGGCACUAAUUGUCCGAUUCCGCCAAAGUGGAACUGGACUUAUAACUUUCAAGUUAAGGAUCAAAUCGGCAGCUACUUUUACUUCCCUUCGCUCAAAUUUCAAAGAGCGUCGGGUGGGUUUGGUGGCUUUGUUAUCAACCCGAGGUCUGUUAUUCCGACCCCCUUUGACAAUCCCGCUGGGGAUAUUACGGUUUUGAUUGGUGAUUGGUACAUAAGAAACCACACUGAUUUAAGAAACACCCUUGAUGCUGGCAGAGCUCUUGGAAUGCCUGACGGUGUUCUUAUAAACGGAAAAGGUCCUUACAGAUAUAACGAUACUCUUGUCCCCGACGGCAUUGAUCAUGAAACUAUUAAUGUCGAACCAGGCAAAACUUACCGGAUCCGUGUAAGUAAUGUUGGUGUAUCGACUAGUUUGAACUUCAGAAUUCAAAACCAUAACUUACUUUUAGCUGAAACCGAGGGCUCAUACACAGUGCAGCAAAACUAUACUAGUUUAGAUAUACAUGUUGGACAAACGUAUUCAUUCUUAGUUACUAUGGAUCAAAACGCAAGUAGCGAUUACUAUAUUGUUGCUAGUGCUAGAUUCGUAAAUGAAUCCACCUGGCAAAGAGUUACUGGUGUCGGGAUCUUGCACUACUCCAACUCUAAAGGAAAAGCGUCGGGUCCCCUUCCCGAUCCUCCUCAAGACCAGUACGAUAACACUUUCUCAAUGAACCAAGCUCGAUCCAUCAGGUGGAACGUGUCGGCUAGUGGGGCCCGCCCGAAUCCACAGGGUUCCUUUAAAUACGGUUCUAUAAACGUAACCGAGGUGUACGUAAUAAGAAACACGCCUUGGGUGACGAUUGACGGAAAAAAAAGAGCUACCCUUAGCGGGAUCUCAUUUGUGAAUCCUGCAACACCAAUUAGGCUUGCCGAUCAGUACAAACUUAAAGGAGUGUAUAAGCUCGAUUUUCCUACCGAGCCCCUAACGGGCCCACCUAAGAUGGAAACAUCUGUUAUUAAUGGAACUUAUAGAGGAUUUAUGGAAGUUAUAUUCCAAAAUAACGAGACCAAAAUGCAUAGUUAUCAUAUUGACGGAUACGCCUUUUUUGUAGUCGGAAUGGGUUAUGGCGAGUGGACGAAUGAUAGCAGAGGAACUUACAAUAAAUGGGACGGUAUUGCUCGCACUACCACACAGGUUUAUCCUGGAGCAUGGACAGCAGUAUUGAUAUCUCUAGACAACGUAGGAGUAUGGAAUUUGAGAACCGAAAAUCUCGACUCUUGGUAUCUUGGUCAAGAAACUUAUAUCAGAAUUGUUAAUCCCGAGAAAAAUAACAAAACCGAGUUGCCAAUGCCCGAUAACGCUCUUUUCUGUGGGGCUCUUAGUCGUUUGCAAAAGCCACAAGAUACUUCUCCGGCGACAACUAUUAGAUUCUCUGGUGGCGUCUAUGGAUGGUUGAUGAUGAUGUUGAUAUUCAUGAGUGGUCUAUUGAUCUGAUUUGAUUUAUGUUGACUUUUUAUGUGUUGUUGGAGUGUAAUUGCAGGCUUGUUAGUACAAAAUCUUAACUUGUGUUAUUUCUAAAUUUUCAAGAUAUAUUAAUUGAUGUUAUAGUGAUCUGGGAAUUAUUUCAUUAUUCUUUUAUUUUUCACUA
Molecule: messenger RNA, 2146 nt
Organism: Helianthus annuus (common sunflower)
Lineage: Eukaryota; Viridiplantae; Streptophyta; Magnoliopsida; Asterales; Asteraceae
Product: monocopper oxidase-like protein SKU5
Exons: 9
Coding region: 217-1992 (591 amino acids)
Cellular component (GO): plasma membrane
Molecular function (GO): copper ion binding; oxidoreductase activity
Source: RefSeq, a predicted model, not a curated record